AUGAGUGACAACACUGACACCAAGCCUAUCCCCACUGGCGGUUUCAAAGGAAGCGACCUGCCUCCUUUGGUGACCGAUAGACCUCCUCGUGUGCUGAUUGCUGGUGCCGGCUUGGCUGGUCUCUUCCUUGGCAUCCUCCUUGAGAAGGCCGGCAUCCCCUACGAGAUUUUUGAGCGGUCCGCCCAGAUCAGACAUCUUGCAUUCGAGCAGCUCGGCUUGUUGGACGAGCUGUUGUCGUUCUCCAAACCCUCGUUUGGCAUAGUAAUGUUGACCGAUAAGUUGAAACUCAUUGGCAAAACUGUCGCCAAUUGCUCUGAUCUCAUUGGGUAUGACCGCGUACUCUUUGCUCGUCCUGAGCUGCAUGACAUGCUGUUCAAUAAAAUUCCCAAGGAGAAGCUCCACAUGUCCAAGAAAGUGUUGUCAUUCCAGCAAAACCACGAGGGAGUCAUGCUCCGGUUCAGCGACAACACAACUAUCCACGGUGACAUCCUUGUUGGUGCCGACGGGGCUCACAGUGCAGUUCGUCAGCACUUGUACAAGUCCCUGGAGAAAGAAGGCCUUCUCCCCAAAGCUGAUACCAAGGCUAUGAACAAGGGUUACAUUUGUCUUGUUGGAACGACCGGCGCCCUCGACCCCGUCAAGUACCCUGGGGUCUUGGACGAAGAAUCUGAGGCAUUCUUUAUGGUUGGAGACAAGGACACGCCCUACACUUGGGUUACUUUCACCAUUCCUGGCAACAGAAUCUGCUGGAAUGUCGUUAUUCAGUUAGGCAUCUCCGAGAUUGCAAAUGACCAGUUCAAGUCCUCGGAUUGGGUUCCUCAGCAGAACCAGAAAAUGAUGGAUGAAAUCCGCCACUUCAAGACCCCCUAUGGCACCAUGGGUGAUUUGUUCGAUGCUACCGAUGUUGAAGGUGUUUCCAAAGUCUAUUUCGAAGACAUGCUCUUUGAGACAUGGAACCACGGUCGUACCAUCUUGAUUGGUGAUGGUAUGCGUAACACUCUCGGCGCUGGUGCUGUCAACGCCAUGCAAGACGCCGUCCUCCUUGCAAACCAUCUUUACGACAUCUUUCCCACCAGCUUUGAGAAUAUUAAAGCCGCUUUGACCGAGUACAAAGAAGAGCGAUUCGAUGCAAUCAAGGAUCAAUACCCACAGUCCUAUAUUAGUGCCAAACUAAGCUAUGGACAUGAUACCGCCUACCGUCCUCAGGCUAACUUUUUACCUCAGGCGCCAAAGCGUGGCUCAAUGGAUGCUAUUCCUCAGAGACCUUCGAAGCGCAUCGAGAAGGAGAGAGAGGAGGCAGCGAAGAAAGAGGCAGCUGCGAUUGUUCUGUAG
Molecule: messenger RNA, 1332 nt
Organism: Linnemannia hyalina
Lineage: Eukaryota; Fungi; Mortierellomycota; Mortierellomycetes; Mortierellales; Mortierellaceae
Source: the annotation of a GenBank genome assembly